CCCCUCCCCCUUCCCGGAACCGGAAGCCGCCCACACCAAUCUCCCCCUCUCCUUCCAGCGCCCCCUCCUGGCGUUCCUUUGGGCUCUCUUCCCUUCCAUUCAUCUUCAGCCUCGCAUCUCCUCAGCCACGCUGUGUUUCCAUUUGAAUGCCUGCUCUGGACCAUCACCACCCCCACCAGCAGCAUGUCUGAACUCAAAGACUGCCCCCUUCAGUUCCACGAUUUUAAGUCCGUGGACCACCUCAAAGUGUGUCCCCGCUACACCGCUGUCUUGGCCCGCUCGGAAGAUGAUGGGAUUGGCAUUGAAGAACUCGACACCCUGCAGCUGGAGCUGGAAACGCUGCUGUCUUCUGCCAGUCGACGGCUUCGUGUGUUGGAGACAGAGACACAGAUCCUGACAGAUUGGCAAGACAAGAAAGGGGACAGGCGCUUUCUGAAGCUGGGAAAGGAGCAUGAGGUGGGCACACCUAUCAAACAUGGAAAACCCAAAAAGCAGAAACUAGAAGGCAAAGGAGGCCACAGCACAGGACAGGGCCCUGGCCGGCCUAAAUCCAAGAACAUACAGCCUAAAAUCCAAGAGUAUGAAUUCCCAGAUGACCCCAUUGAUGUGCCUCGUAUUCCCAAAAAUGAUGCCCCUAAUAGGUUCUGGGCCUCAGUUGAGCCAUAUUGUGCUGACCUCACUAAUGAGGAGGUACGUACCUUAGAAGAUCUCCUCAAGCCUCCUGAAGAUGAAGCUGAACACUACAAGAUCCCACCCCUGGGGAAGCAUUAUUCCCAGCGUUGGGCCCAGGAGGACAUGUUAGAAGAGCAGAAGGAUGGGGCUAGGGCAGCAGCUGGUGCUGACAAAAAAAAGGGCAUCUCUGGACCACUGACAGAACUGGACACUAAAGAUGUUGACGCCUUGCUGAAGAAGUCAGAAUCCCAGCAUGAACAGCCUGAAGAUGGCUGCCCCUUUGGACCCCUGACCCAACGCCUCUUGCAAGCACUAGUAGAAGAGAACAUCAUUUCCCCUGUUGAAGAUUCCCCUAUUCCUGAAAUAGCAGGCAAAGAUUCUGCAACUGAUGGAGCUAGCACUUCCCCCCGUAGCCAGAACAAGCCCUUUAGCGUACCCCACACCAAAUCUCUGGAAGGCCGCAUAAAAGAAGAGCUGAUUGCUCAAGGUCUGUUGGAGUCAGAGGACCGACCUGCAGAGGACUCGGAGGAUGAAGUGUUAGCUGAGCUGCGAAAGAGGCAGGCUGAACUCAAAGCCUUGAGCACACACAACCGAACUAAGAAAGUGGAACUCCUUAGGUUGGCCAAGGAGGAGAUGCAUCGGCAGGAGCUGCGGCAGCGUGUGCGCAUGGCAGACAACGAAGUCAUGGAUGCCUUCCGCAAGAUAAUGGCAGCACGCCAGAAAAAGCGCACCCCAACCAAGAAGGAGAAGGACCAGGCGUGGAAGAGCCUCAAGGAACGCGAGAGCAUCCUUAAACUACUUGAUGGCUAAUGGUGCCAUCUUUGGACAAAAAUGGCAGGCUCCUCCAUUUGAACCAUAGUAUGAGAGGUGUUGGUUGCAAAGUCAGACUUCAGCAUCUCCCUUGGUUGGCUCAUCAGCAUCCUCUUUGGCCAUGUUGUAGUCAAGAAAUCCAGGCAAGAUUUGGCUUCACACACAAUGGUGAGAGGGGAACCUGGAACAUUGAGAGGUGGUAAUCCCACCUUUCAUCUUUGACGAGACCUUUUGUUGUGCUGGUUAACCUCUACACAGGACUUUUGCAUCUCAUUGACUGGUGUUCGAGACAAGAGCAUAAACUGGGAAGUGGGUUUAAGGGAUUGCCUUGGAUUGUUUUAAUUUUUUUCCAUUUCAGCUACUGCCUGCUUUCUGCAGGCAGCUGGAGAGGCUACAAGCACAAUUAAUGCCAUAUGCAGGAGCAAAAUUCUCUAACUGCCCGAAUGCCACACAUAUGGAAACAAACUGUUUAUUGACCCUUACCUGCACUAAGGCAUGCCCUAAUCCAAUAAGUUUUGGACCUAAGCGUGCAUUAAAGUGGCCAGUGAAACUCCAAAA
Anolis carolinensis (green anole) is the source of this 2040-nucleotide messenger RNA. RefSeq names its product transcriptional adaptor 3 (gene tada3). Bases 184 to 1482 code for a protein of 432 amino acids. Gene Ontology annotation, biological process: regulation of transcription by RNA polymerase II. Gene Ontology annotation, cellular component: SAGA complex. The record is from RefSeq and is a predicted model, not a curated record. The transcript has 9 exons. Gene Ontology annotation, molecular function: transcription coactivator activity. Lineage: Eukaryota; Metazoa; Chordata; Lepidosauria; Squamata; Anolidae.